Molecule: messenger RNA, 2213 nt
Organism: Zingiber officinale
Lineage: Eukaryota; Viridiplantae; Streptophyta; Magnoliopsida; Zingiberales; Zingiberaceae
Product: L-ascorbate oxidase homolog
Exons: 6
Coding region: 268-1902 (544 amino acids)
Molecular function (GO): oxidoreductase activity; copper ion binding
Source: RefSeq, a predicted model, not a curated record
CCAGUGGCAAUACAGCUAGCACACAUUCAAGUCGGGGAAGAAGCAACCAGAACAUGUGCCAAGGAUCUUCCAAGCAAGUCACGCUCCAUCUAAGAACUCCAAUAACAAAUCUUGCCGAACAACGUCACUUAGUAAUGUGAAUCAUUACCGACCAACCUCAGUAAAUUCACAGCACCCUCCCAAUGACAGAUGCAUAAGUAGCACUUGGUCUUCCUCAUAAUCCGGACUAGCAUUUCUCCUCGAUCUCUUUCUUCCCUGUUCAUCUUCAUGAUGAUGGGGAAGAGCAGCCUCCUGGCCUCUUUCCUCUCUCUGCUUCUCUUGCUGUCUUCUUGUGUCGUUGGGGAAAACCCCUACAAGUUCUUCACCUGGAAUGUGACCUCCGGCGACAUCUGGCCUCUUGGUGUCAAGCAACAGGGGAUUUUGAUCAACGGCCAGUUCCCAGGGCCACUGAUCGAUGCCGUCACCAACGAUAACAUCAUCAUCAACGUCUACAACAGCUUGCCUGAGCCCUUCCUCAUUUCAUGGAAUGGGAUACAGCAGAGGAGAAACUCAUGGGAAGAUGGUGUUUAUGGCACCAACUGCCCGAUCCCUCCCGGCGGUAACUUCACUUACGUGAUGCAAAUGAAGGACCAGAUCGGUAGCUACUUCUACUUCCCCUCGCUGGCUUUCCACAAGGCCGCCGGCGGAUUCGGCGGCAUCAGGAUUCUCAGCCGGCCAUUGAUUCCGGUCCCGUUCCGUCCUCCUGCAGAUGAUUACACCCUUUUGAUCGGCGACUGGUUCAAAGCUAACCACACCGACUUGAGAUACUUGUUAGACAGUGGCCGAGAUCUCCCUUUCCCCGACGGCCUCCUGAUCAAUGGCCGAGGACAGUAUGGAAACACUUUCACCGUCGAGCAAGGUAAAACCUAUCGUUUCCGGAUAUCGAACGUCGGACUGGCAACGGCACUGAACGUAAGAAUUCAAGGACACACGAUGUUGCUGGUGGAGGUGGAAGGAUCACACACCCUGCAAAACACUUACUCUUCCUUCGAUCUCCACUUGGGCCAGUCCUGCUCGUUUCUGGUCACAGCCGAUCAGCCACCGAUGGACUACCUCAUCGCCGUCUCGACGCGGUUCACUAGCACCGUGCUCUCGACCACCGCCGUCUUCCGAUACAGUAACUCCGGCGGGAAGUCGGCCGGCCCGCCACCGGGAGGGCCGACAAUCGAGAUAGACUGGUCGCUCAACCAGGCACGAUCCAUUAGAUGGAAUCUGACCGCAAGCGGACCGAGGCCAAACCCACAAGGUUCGUAUCAUUAUGGACUUGUGAACACCACAAGAACCAUCAGGCUUGCCAACUCUGCUCCGGUCAUCAACGGCAAGCAGAGAUACGCAGUCAACAGCGUCUCCUUCAUUCCGGCCGAUACGCCGCUCAAAGUGGCCGACUUCUACAACAUUCAGGGAGUCUUCACGCUGGGAAGCAUUCAGGACAACCCGACUUAUGGACCUGGCUAUUUGCAGACCUCGGUCAUGGUGUCUAACAUGCGAGAUUACGUCGAGAUCAUCUUUGAGAACGGGGAGGACACCGUGCAGUCAUGGCACAUCGACGGAUACUCCUUCUGGGUUGUUGGAUUGGACGGAGGGCAAUGGACGCCGGCGAGUAGGGAUGGUUACAAUUUGAGAGAUGCAGUAGCUCGAUGCACAGUUCAGGUAUACCCCAAGUCGUGGUCUGCGAUCUACAUGCCAUUGGACAACGUCGGAAUGUGGAACAUCCGGUCGGAGAACUGGGCGAGACAGUACUUAGGGCAGCAGUUCUAUCUCCGAGUCUACUCUCCGGCCAACUCAUGGAGGGAUGAGAAUCCGAUUCCGAGGAACGCCCUCCUCUGCGGUCGGGCAUCGGGUCGUCGAACAAGGCCGCUCUGAAACCGUCCAUGCAAGCUUUCAGAUAUCGUCGUUGUCACGAGAGGGUGACAAGCUUGAAGAGAGCUCUCAGUUCAUGUCACAGCUGUCGUAUGCUUCACCACAUUGAUAUGUAGACUUUUACUCUCUUUUUCUUUUUCUUCUGUUUCUUCUACUGCAUCUAUCUUUGGCAUUGAGAAGAAUUUGGUUUGGCCAUGAAGCAUGGCCUGAGAUGAAAGCAGAAAUGUGAUAUGAAUGUUCAAAACUGAGUUUCAUAAUUAAACAAGAAUAUGGAUAAAUUAUUUGCUGAUAAAUAGUGAUUCAAAGUUCUAAAA